AUGGUGUUGUAUGAUAAAAGCAUACUCGAUAAUGAUGGAAAACCAAUUUUUAGGUCUAAAGAUUUUGAUAAGGAAGACGAAGAACACUUGUAUAAUGUUUACAAUCGUUUUGAUUAUUUAUUUUCGAUAAAGAUCAACCAUGGUGGAUUCUUCACAGCUUCUCCAGGAAGGAUAUAUUAUAAUGGGAAUGAGGCAUUUGUGGAUUUCAUAGAUGGUGAUAAGUUUUCUAUUCAUGAAUUUAACCAUUAUGUCAAGAAGUUAGGUUAUGAUUCAAGAUUGGUUAUGUAUUAUCACUAUUUACAACCAAAUAAAAGUGAUUUAGAUGUAGGGUUGAAACCAUUUGCUUGUGACAGAGAUGUGAUAAAAAUGGUUUCUUACACUAAGCAAUUUAAAUUGAUUGAGAUUUACAUUGAGCAUGCUAUAUCAAAAAUAGGGGAUUGGGAGUAUACUGGGGAAACUAGUAUGGUUAUUGAAGACCUAACAGAAGAUAAUGAGACUUUGCCUAAUUUGCCUAAACAAGUUGUUCAAUUUAAGUCUAAGGACAUAACAGAUGAUGAUCAUGUUAAAGAUCCAAUUGAAACCCCUGCACAACAAUGUGAUCCAACUGAACAUGUUGUGCAAGAUAAUGACCUUUUUAGGCAAGAUAAUGAUCCAAUUGAUCCAAGUCAAAAUGAUCCAAUUGAUCAAAUUAUUCCUGACCAUGUCCCUGCUAAUGUGGAUGAGAAUCACAAUGAAAAUGAUGAAGAUGUUCAGAAAGAUAAUGGAGAUGAUGAGUUUUUUAGGAAACAUUUAGAAACAAGUGAUAAGGUUAAUGAUGUGGAGGUAGAUAUGUCUAGGUUUAAGGAACUUUUUCAGAGGAAUGAUGAAUGGCUUAGAAAAUCUGUACAAGCUGGAGUGGGGGAUUUACAAAUUCAUGAAGAGGUGGUGGGUAUUGAUUUUGAGCAAUAUGAUAGUGGUGCCUCAUCUGAGAGUGAAGGUGGUACCACCAGAAAGAAAAAGGUUAGAAGGGUUAAGAGGGUAGUGCAUGCAGGGGAAACACACACUUGUCUUCAAACCAGAGAUAUAAGAUUUGCAAACUCAACUUUCCUCUCUCAACACUUGAGUGAUACCCUUACAUCUAACCCUAAAAUAAGUGGAAAGGCCUUACAAGACCAGUUGCAGAGAGAAUUUAGGCUUGGAAUAGACAAACAAGUGGUGUACAGGGCUAAGAAGAAGGCAAUGGAUAAAUUACAGGGUGAUUUUGUGGGACAAUAUGCAAACUUGAGAAACUAUGCUGAGGAAUUAAUGGCAAGAAAUCCAGGAACCACUGUCAAGAUAGAAUCUGAAAUGCCUCCCAAUCCUGAAUGA
Erigeron canadensis is the source of this 1347-nucleotide messenger RNA. RefSeq lists its product as uncharacterized. The transcript has 4 exons. Lineage: Eukaryota; Viridiplantae; Streptophyta; Magnoliopsida; Asterales; Asteraceae. The record is from RefSeq and is a predicted model, not a curated record. The coding region runs from base 1 to 1347 and encodes 448 amino acids.